Entrophospora sp. SA101 is the source of this 561-nucleotide messenger RNA. Lineage: Eukaryota; Fungi; Glomeromycota; Glomeromycetes; Entrophosporales; Entrophosporaceae. The record is from the annotation of a GenBank genome assembly.
AUGAUUCGUCAACAUAUAAUUGAAAAACAAUGGGAAGAAGACAACCAAUUUGGUUCAAUAACAAAUUGGUUCGAAAAAAUUAUUGCAGAAGAAAAAGAAUCAAUUAAUUUAGUAUCAGGUUUUUGUGUUCUUGGAUUGCGAAAAUGGACAUGUAAUUCGGGACAUAUUAAAAUUUCUACAAUACCAAUUAAACCAUUUUACUCAAUAAAUGGGAUGGAGGGUUUUGAUGGUCCUUUUUUUAAAGAAAACCCACAUUUAAAUGGGCAAGUUUCUGCAUUAUUCACAAAUAAGAAUGAAAUAAUUUUUCGUGUACAUCCUGAUGAACCCUGUCCUUAUGUUCGUUCAAAUCUUGGUCAAUGUAUUAAUCGGAAAAUUAAUUAUGAAGAAUAUAUUAUUUCUUAUCCACCAAUUUUAAUAUUUGAAUUGACUCAGAGAGAUGGUAAUUCAUAUCAUUCAUCAAAUCAAUUAGACUUUCCAUUGCAUCUUUAUUGCAAAUCAAGUGAAGAAACUUUGGAAUAUAUGUUGACAGCUCGUGCAUUUAGUACUUUACCAGAGGCCUAG